AUGCCGGCGUUUGCGAGAUCAAUCGUUCCUUUCUUCCAGACAGCACGAUCCGCGCUGCGUCAAGGUAAUGCUGUCAGUCCUUUACAGCAUGCUUUGAGUAGACAAAAUGGAGCUGCUGCGUUCAAUGUUGCUCGCACAUAUGCUGCCGCCACUUUCCAGCGCUCAAAGCCGCAUGUCAAUAUUGGUACAAUUGGUCACGUCGAUCACGGAAAGACCACAUUGACUGCCGCCAUUACCAAGAGACAAGCAGAGAAGGGAUUGGCCAAUUUCCUCGAUUAUGGAGCCAUUGAUAAAGCUCCCGAAGAGCGAAAGCGUGGUAUCACCAUCUCGACAGCCCACAUCGAAUAUGCCACCGAAGCUCGCCACUACUCCCACGUUGAUUGUCCCGGUCACGCAGAUUACAUCAAGAACAUGAUUACCGGAGCCGCCAAUAUGGACGGAGCCGUUAUUGUCGUUGCCGCCUCUGAUGGACAAAUGCCUCAAACCCGUGAACAUCUUUUGCUCGCCCGUCAAGUCGGUGUUCAAAAGAUUGUCGUUUUCGUCAACAAGGUCGAUGCUCUUGAGGACCCCGAGAUGUUGGAGUUGGUCGAGAUGGAGAUGCGAGAUCUCCUCAACACAUAUGGAUUUGAGGGAGAGGAGACGCCUAUCAUUCUCGGAUCCGCACUUUGCGCACUCGAGGGCCGCAGACCGGAAUUAGGAACUGAAAAGAUCGAUGAGUUGAUGAAUGCAGUCGAUACCUGGAUUCCAACCCCACAACGUGAUCUCGAUAAACCUUUCCUCAUGUCCGUCGAAGACGUUUUCUCCAUCCCCGGUCGUGGAACUGUCGCCUCUGGCCGUGUCGAGCGUGGUGUCUUAAAGAAGGACUCAGAAGUCGAGAUUGUUGGAAAGGGAGACCAAAUUCUCAAGACCAAGGUCACCGACAUCGAGACCUUCAAGAAAUCCUGCGACGAAUCCCGUGCAGGAGACAACUCCGGUCUCUUGCUCCGUGGCAUUAAGCGUGAAGACAUCAGACGUGGAAUGAUAAUUUCCGCCCCCGGAACUACCAAAGCCCACACCAAAUUCCUCGUGUCCAUGUAUGUGCUCACCAAGGAAGAAGGAGGACGCCACACCGGUUUCCACCAAAAUUACCGCCCACAAAUUUUCAUCCGAACCGCCGAUGAAGCCUCUGCUCUCCACUGGCCCGAGGGAACUGAAGACGCCGAUUCCAAGAUGGUCAUGCCAGGUGACAACGUUGAGAUGCAGUGCGAGAUUGAGAAGCCUUGCGCCAUGGAAGCUGGUCAACGUUUCAACAUCCGUGAGGGAGGAAGAACUGUCGCUACCGGAUUGGUUACCAGAAUACUCAAGUAA
This is a messenger RNA of Sclerotinia borealis F-4128, 1347 nucleotides long. Lineage: Eukaryota; Fungi; Ascomycota; Leotiomycetes; Helotiales; Sclerotiniaceae. The record is from the annotation of a GenBank genome assembly.